Xiphophorus couchianus (Monterrey platyfish) is the source of this 962-nucleotide messenger RNA. RefSeq lists its product as uncharacterized. The transcript has 3 exons. Bases 198 to 962 code for a protein of 254 amino acids. Lineage: Eukaryota; Metazoa; Chordata; Actinopteri; Cyprinodontiformes; Poeciliidae. The record is from RefSeq and is a predicted model, not a curated record.
GUUAGCGUCGGAAACCCUAUAAAUGACGCCGACCUUCUGAAUUCUUUCCUUUUGCUACGGGACUUUUGAAGGAGACGCCUGAAGGAGCCUAACGCCUCGGAAGGUUUGAACCUGUGGAGAAGUCUACUUUGCAAAACUUGCUGAAGAAGCGCUUGGUGAAUUACGCACUUGCUGAAGAAUCCCAAAACCCACGAAAGAUGGAUCCUGGCCAGGAGAAGGACCCGCAGGGGGAUCAGCUGGAAGCUCAUAGUGUAGGUCUUCCAGCAGACGGAUCCCCAACGUUGAAGGAACAUCCAGACGAUGGUAAGGAUCUUGGUAAGGUGUGGUCAAAUGUUUUCCAAGAAAUCAUGUCAGACAACAUGGUUUCUGGAGAUCAUGAAGAGGAGUCGAGGUGUAGUUCACCUCCGCAGUCUGUUGACUGUAGUACCAGCUCCAGUGGUAGCUCCAGUCAAGAUGACUGGGCUAGCAGUUUCAGUGGUAGCUGUAUUAGCAGCUCCAGUCGUAGCUCUAUUACCAUCUUCAGUGAAGAUGAGGUAGGUAGUGACUGGACUAGCAGUUACGGUAAUAUCAGUACUACCAGCUGCAGUCCAACAGUAGACCGUCCUUACGCUGAGCUCGAGAUGGCUCAGAAGCUUCAAGAGGGCAUUUUUCAAUUGACCUCACUUGAAGAGCCUGUUUUGAGUCCAGAUGACUGCAGACCUUUUGGUAUCUCGCAACGUCAUCAGGUAGGUUUGGUAGGGGAUGUGACUCGUGUGACAUCUGCGACCGGCAUAAGCAGAAAGAGGACAAAGGACAGUGACUCUGAAGAGGAGCCCCCUGCCAAGAGGACCAGGGACAGUGAUGCUGAAGAGGAGCCCCCUGCCAAGAGGACCAGGGACAGUUUUGAUGAAGAGGAGCCCCCUUCCCUCGCCUAUGCCAUUCUCGGUGGAUCCCAUGUUUUCACCCUUCAGUCUUUCACCUAA